UGUGACCGUGGCGAGACUAGGUGAAGGUGAUACUCCGGACGGGAGGAGCUGGAGACGAAACCAUGUCCCUGCCGCCGUUGCGACGCGUUUUCGUCUACGGUACCCUGAAGCGGGGCGAACCGAAUCAUCACUGGUUGACGAGUGUGGCCAACGGUGAAGCAAGCUUUGUCGGCCGCGGCACCACGGUCGCCCGCUAUCCACUCGUGAUAGGUUCCCGGUACAACAUUCCGUUCCUGCUGGACGUAGCGGGACAGGGACAUAAUGUAAGGGGCGAAAUCUACACCAUCGACGAUCGGAUGCUGUCGCGACUGGACGUGCUAGAGGACUACCCGCGGCUGUACGAACGGAGGCCGGAAGAGAUUCGCCAAGAGGCGGACGGCGUGGUAAUAACGUGCUGGAUCUAUCUACUUCAACGUUUUCCCGAGCGUCUACUCGAAGGGACGGAGCUGCUGGAAGAGUACCGAAACAAUGCCCACCGGCCGUACACGGAAUCGGAUGAUGAUAACGUUUUUGCUGAGCACGGGAACGGAGCCGGAAAAGAUGGCGUGUAGUAGCCGCAGCCGUCGCCAACAAGCGUGGUCGAGAAAGCGAAAGUAGAACCACUAAAGCACAUCUCAAAGUCAAGGUCAAGUGCAGCACGAAGACCCAGGACGAAAAUAAAAGAACGCGAGUGUGGUAGUGUUGAUUUGUAAACAAAUGGAUCAUAGCCGAGAAGGGAAACUGAGUGGAGGCUCAGGACGUUUGAAAAAUAUACAGUUGCU
Molecule: messenger RNA, 761 nt
Organism: Anopheles bellator
Lineage: Eukaryota; Metazoa; Arthropoda; Insecta; Diptera; Culicidae
Product: putative gamma-glutamylcyclotransferase CG2811
Exons: 1
Coding region: 63-551 (162 amino acids)
Molecular function (GO): gamma-glutamylaminecyclotransferase activity
Source: RefSeq, a predicted model, not a curated record